Homo sapiens (human) is the source of this 10534-nucleotide messenger RNA. RefSeq names its product transmembrane protein 154 (gene TMEM154). The transcript has 7 exons. Bases 65 to 616 code for a protein of 183 amino acids. Gene Ontology annotation, cellular component: membrane. NCBI's taxonomy places the organism in Eukaryota, Metazoa, Chordata, Mammalia, Primates, Hominidae. The record is from RefSeq and is marked validated.
ACGUUUCAGAGAGGCUGCAGCCCGGCGCAGCAUCCUGAGCGCGCCUCUGCCGAGGCGAGCGGACAUGCAGGCUCCCCGCGCAGCCCUAGUCUUCGCCCUGGUGAUCGCGCUCGUUCCCGUCGGCCGGGGUAAUUAUGAGGAAUUAGAAAACUCAGGAGAUACAACUGUGGAAUCUGAAAGACCAAAUAAAGUGACUAUUCCAAGCACAUUUGCUGCAGUGACCAUCAAAGAAACAUUAAAUGCAAAUAUAAAUUCUACCAACUUUGCUCCGGAUGAAAAUCAGUUAGAGUUUAUACUGAUGGUGUUAAUCCCAUUGAUUUUAUUGGUCCUCUUACUUUUAUCCGUGGUAUUCCUUGCAACAUACUAUAAAAGAAAAAGAACUAAACAAGAACCUUCUAGCCAAGGAUCUCAGAGUGCUUUACAGACAUAUGAACUGGGAAGUGAAAACGUGAAAGUCCCUAUUUUUGAGGAAGAUACACCCUCUGUUAUGGAAAUUGAAAUGGAAGAGCUUGAUAAAUGGAUGAACAGCAUGAAUAGAAAUGCCGACUUUGAAUGUUUACCUACCUUGAAGGAAGAGAAGGAAUCAAAUCACAACCCAAGUGACAGUGAAUCCUAAACCUGAAUGGCGCUCAUGUUUUCCAAGAGAAGCAGCCCCUGAGGGAGUCUGCUGAGGCUGCCAACAGAGGAUGAAGAGGAUACAAAUUUAAUUAAUUUCAAAUCAACAUAGACACAAGAACCUUUUGCUGUUUCUUCCAACGCCCACUCUUCCUAAUGAUGGCAUCACUUGCACUUGGAAGAAUGUGCAAUUGAGAAGUACUAGGAAAAGGCCUGGCUGCCAUCCAUCGCUGCCUCUGAGGGUGGAGAAGGAGGCGGGUGAUGUGCUCACUUCUGAUCAACAUGUGUUGCCUCCUCUCAGCCAACUUCUAGCUCACUGAACUCACUCUGGUCAUGAUAAAUGUUCGUCACCUUUCUGCUUCAUUCCUUAGGGCCUAAAUCAGGAAGCUGUUUUAUCGAUGGUUUCCUUUUGGGUCAGUAACCAGCUUUGGAUAAUUUCCUCUGAUUAUUCAAGUCGUGGGACAGGUAAACUACAUUCAGCAGGAACUUUUCUCGAGGAGUGUUAUGUCAUGGAAAAGACACCAAACACAGCAAGUAUUUUAAUGAAUACACCAUCCCAGGGGGUCAGUAAGCUCUGCCUGCCAAGAAGACACAGUGAGAGGGGUCCACAGUCCUGAUGAGGUGGCGUUUGGUAACUUGUAGACCCUAGCAUGGCCAGGUCUGGUCACCCUUAAGAACUUCUCAGAGAAACUAGGAAUCUUCAGUGAAAGAACUAAUGUUCUCCUCAGCUGAAAUUCCCUUGCUUGUCAGCAUUUCUGCAAAGCUCACACUUGUUUCACCAUACCUCCCUUGGAUGUGACAUGUAGGUAGGAAGUAUGUGCAGGUGGGAGUCAUCUGUCAGCCUUCUAUGUUUCAGAGAUCCUGAAGGUGGUUUGAAACAAACAGAAGAGGAGCAGGAAAUAUCCGUGCCUGUGGCAGAUCUCACUCAUCAUGCUUAGCAUUCUCUCCCGCCAAGCUGGGAUAAGCCUCAUGUCCUAACACAGCACAACAGGAGGUCUCUGUCAGUCCAUCAGAGAUGACAUUCUAUGUGAUAUUUUUGACAUCCUUGUGCUAAAAGCAAUGGCACAAAAUGGAAAAGGGCCUAUUGACCACACCUACUCCAGUAAAAUUGUUCUUCAUUUAUUCCUUAAUUUUCUAAAUCUGACCCCUUUAAAGCAAUCUAGCAAAUUGAGAAUCCUCAGCUCUCCUUGGAUACCUGAUAUUUUAUUUCAAGAAAGAGACAAAGAAGGAAAAUUUUAUUUAUUUUACUACCCACAUAUAAACCGAAGGGAGAUGGGACUACCCAAACAUUUGCUGCUCAAUUUUGUGUCUUGUGCUUGAAAGUCUGCCCUAAUGCAUAACAAAAACUACUUGUCUCCUACCUUUUGGGAUCCCUUUAACAAGUAUUUGCCUUCUGAACUACGUGGAUAAUUUCAAAGGCAGAGUUCCAGACCAGAGAGGUCUUUCCAUACAAUGAAAGCUAUAACUAGCUGGUUGUGUUUAACCACUGCUAUCACGCUAUCCUGGGACUGCAUAGAACUUUGACAAAAGACAGACUUCAUGGUACACAACUUCAACAGAUUUUCUGUCAUAUUCUCACCAGCACAUCUGAAUGAGGCUUUGUGUUUUCCUUGCUCUCUUGCAUGUUCCUUUUCAACUCAUGGCCCACAGUGACUCUCAGAUAUUUAUGCCAAAAUUGCAUACAAUUGUUUUCUGAAUCAUAACUUGUCUAUUUUUCUGCCUAUGUGUGCUACUUUCAGUUUGUUUCUCAUCAACAUUUUGACUCUCAGAAGAGCCUCCAUUUGCCCCUUUCUCUCUUUAGGUAUCUAAGAUCUUUGAACACCUGGGCCUUUACAUUUGAUCCAACCCUAUCAAAUAAUGAACUUCUCAGAGAGGCAUCUGGGGUCCUGGAACUUCAUGUUGAUGAAGUCAUAUUAUAUAAUAUGAUAAAAAUAUUCUCAUGCAGUAUUUUAAAUAAUUUCAAAUUCUAGAAGAAGCAAAUUUCAGCGACAUGUCAUUGAGUUUUUAUUUGGUAAAGCUAUAAUUGUGCAGUGUACAAAGCACUUUUUAAAAAGAUAGUUUAUUCUGUCAGGGUAUAUGAAGUUAGUAUACAGCCAGAACAGCCAAGCCUCAAUUCUUGUACCUUGUGUCUUUUUAUUACUGUUUAAUCAAUAGAUAUCAUAUGUUUAUGACAGUUUCAAGAAUUGUUUUUAAACCCAAACUUAAUUUUAUGUUUCAGACUAUUGUUAAAAAAACAAAACAAAAACCAAAAAAACCCUCACUAAUUUGCCCUAAUUGGAUAGGGCAAUCAGAACAAAAUCUGACUUUCGAAUAUUUAAAAGAUAUGUAAGUUUGAUUGCAUUUUCGUACAUUUUAAGCAAACUAGGUUAACAACAACAUAGCCUAGUCAAACUUCUCAGGAAACUUGUUUUAAUAAAUAUGUAAAAAUACCCAUUCAUGACUCUUGACCCAAUGGUGUGACUCCUCCCUCUGGGAAGGGCUUUGUUACCCAAUGCAAGACCACAGCCUGGAUCCACCUUGAUGUAGGUGGCUCCUGGAUAACCCACAUCAAACAAAUGUGAUAAAGAUGAGUAAAACUGGUCUUGGGAAAAUAAUUUCAUAGUUUUUUUUUCUCCUAGUUAUGCUGUAUAAUACAGGAGAACCAAAAGCUGUAAAAUUAUUUUAUUUUAUUUUUUAAAGACAGGGUCUCACUAUGUUGCCCAGGCUGGUUUCAAACUCCUGGGCUCAAGCAGUCCUCCUGUCUCAGCCUCCCAAAGUGCUGGGAUUACAGGCAUGAGCCACUGAGCCCGACCAGCUGUAAAAUUAUUAUAUUCAUUUUCACUAUGUGCUACUUCUUCUCACCUGACUUUUUUUUUUUUUUUUUGAGAUGGAGUCUCACUCUGUCACCCAGGUUAGAGUGCAGUGUCACGAUCUCGGCUCACUGCAACCUCCGCCUCCCAGGUUCAAGCAAUUCUCUUGCCUCAGCCUCCCAAGCAACUGAGAUUACAGGCCUGUGUCACUAUGCCCAGCUAAUUUUUGUAUUUUUAGUAGAGAUGGGGUUUUCACCAUGUUGGUCAGGCUGGUCUCAAACUCCUGACCUCAAGUGAUCCACCAGCCUCGGCCUCCCAAAGUGCUGGAUUACAAUUGUGAGCCACUGUGUCUGGCCACACACUGACUUUCACUGUAAUAUCUGGAUGUUUUAUGUAACAUAUCUGGGCAAUAGGGCUUAUGGCAGAAUUGGCCCUCGUGGUGUAGGCCUUCCAAGUUCCAAGUCUCAUUUUUAGUAUUCCUCCGUUCCAACCCCUGGAUCCACCAGUUCCAACAGCCUGGAUCCACCUUGAUAUUGACAGCCAGGCAGAUGCUUCUGCUGAUCACCGCAGCUCUAGCAAUGGAAAUGGAUAUGUUAAGAAAAUACUUGUCUAUUCUUUUAUUUUGGUGGUUUAAACUAUUAAUUCACACCAUCUCUGAAAAAAGGCCUUAUGUUGACUAAAGAAAACAUAGGCUUUAGUUUCAGCUUCUGUCAGAAUUAGUACCAAUUCUGAAUCUGGUGGAGUGAUAAGACAUGGUUUCAUGCUGGGAAGACACUGCUGAAAUCCUCCUUGUGGGAGAACAUGGAAAUUUUAUACUGAAUUAAAUUAACGCAUGUGACUUUUCACAUUCAGAGACAUUCAGGAUGAAUUCUGGGGUUUCCAUUUAAUAGCUAUAACAGGCAGUCCAGAACAACUUCACAUAUAGCAGCAUUUCUGCUAUGUGACAAUGACCAAAAGAGUUCCUGUAUAUUAGUGUCUAGUGGAAUAUUUCAAAUUGCAGAACCCAGACAACCAAUUGCCUGAAUUAUUAUUAUUUUUUGUUUUUAGCAACUCUUUGGCUUUAUCUUGAUACUGUCUUGUCUGGCACCAAAGUUUUAUUUCCUUCUUAGUCCUCUUGGGGAUAGUUUUUGGGUGUUUUUUUUUAUUUUUCUUUUUUUGAGACGGGGUCUCAUGCUGAUGCCCAGGCUGGAGUGCAAUGGUGUGAUUAUGGCUCACUGCAGCCUCAACUUCCCAGGCUCAGGUGAUUCUAUUACCUCAGCCUCCCAAGUAGCUGGGACUACUGGUGUGCACUACUAGGACUGGCUAAUUUUUUGUAUCUUUUGUACAGAUAGGGUUUCACCGUGUUGCUCAGGCUGGUUUUGAACUUCUAGGUUCAAGCAAUCCUCCCACCACAGCCUCCAAAAGUCCUGGGAUUACAGGUGUGAGCCACCAUAACUGGCUGGAAUUAUUUGUACCUGGACCUUGUGUUUUGUUUUUUUGCCCUACUAUCUUUUCUAAAUAACAUAUCAUGUUCCUGAGAUAGCAGUAUAUACAAUUAUGUAAAAUAGAGCUUUAUAUGAACUCUGUACAUGCUCUAAGCUCUUUUUGAAUGAUAUUUUAAGAAGUUUCUAAACCAAAGUGCUUAAGAAAACAUGAAGAUGUUAAUUUCAUGAAGACUGUACAAGUUUAGAAGUACAAUGUAGACCUGUUUAAGACAAAGGUGGAUGGGCUUUGGGGUUUUUUUUACAAUUGGACUUCAGGUACAGAAGGCUUGGGUAAUGGUACUCCUCAGUUCAUAUCACCUUAUCAUUGGCCUUUAGUAUUUUGUAAAUAAGUAACUGGACUUUUAUGAAAAGCAUAUUCUUAACAGUUUCCCAUUUCCUUUUUUUUUUUUUUUAAGAUAGUGUUUUGCUCUGUUGCCCUGGCUGGAGUGCAGUGGCAUGAUCUUGGCUCACUGCAGCCUCCACCUCCCAGGCUCAGGCGAUCCUCCUGCCCCAGCCUCCCAAGUAGCUGGGAUUACAGGCGUGCACAACUGCAUGCACAACUAAUUUUUGUAUUUUUAGUAGAGACAGGGUUUCGCCAUGUUGGCCAAGCUAGUCUCAAACUCCUGGGCUCAAGUGAUCCGCCCACCUCAGCCUCCCAACAUGUUGGGAUUAUAGGCAUAAGCCACCAUGCCCAGCCAGUUUUCAUUUCUUUGGUCUGCAUGUAAAGGACUAAAGAAUGAUAUGUAGCUACUACACUGCAGCAAACAACAUUUUUCCAGUGUACAAAUCAGUGGAGAGUAAGCAAUGUAUUACUCUGAUGUCGGUGAAACACCUCAAAUUAUAAAUAAUGCCAGGAACAUGUGAAAACUCCACAUGUUUAAUAAAUGCCAGCUUUCAGAAAAAGCAGAGAUUAUAGGUAUUCAACAAGUUAAACAAUAAUCUGGUAGAUUAGUAAUAAUUUAACACAUGUGUAUCUUGUAUUUAAAGUUAACUGAAAAUUAUGUAAAAAAAAAAAACACUGUGUUUGACUUUCUUUUGUUUUACAAGUGAUGCAGAGUAUCUGCUGAGAAGGUCAGUUAGAUCAUCUGAUGUCAUAUUUGCCACUUAGCUUUUGUCCCAGCAGCAUAUAAAUUCUACCUUGUAAGCCUCAUAUUAGAAGUGGUCCCAGCCAGGCACAGUGGCUUACUUCCCAACACUUUGGGAGUCCACGGCUGGUGGAUUGCCUGAGCUCGGGAGUUUGAGACCAGCCUGGCCAACAUGGUGAAACCCCAUUUUUACAAAAAUGCAAAAAUUAGCCAGGUGUGGUAGUACACACCUGUAAUCCCACCUACUCGGGGGGCUGAGGCCCAAGAAUCACUUGAACCCAGGAGGCGGCAGUUGCAGUGAGCCAAGAUUGUGCCACUGCACUGCAUCCUGGGUGACAGAGCAAGAUUCUGUCUCAAAGAAAAGAAAAAGAAAUGGUCCCAUUGCUACGGAUUAGAACUAAUUUGUAAAACUAUCAGAAUUUUAAGACUGAUUAAAGGUUUUAGGUGUUUUUCUCCUACUUUGCAUACUGAGAAUAAUAUGUAUAGUAUUUUUCCAGUAUGAUUUACAAUUUUAUAAAUGUCAGUAUACAUAUGUAUAUAUAAAUUAUUCUCAACUCCAUUUUUUUUUAAAUAAAAUAAGUACAUGUUUGUGUGCUAAAUUGCUCAUUUGGCAGUGAUAGAUUGAAAAACAUUUAUAAAUUUAAAAAUAAAGCACUAUAAGAUAUGAGGAAUGAAUAGCUUCUAUGUGAAUUUCUAUGUAAUUAAUAUCAAUAUUUAGAAUAAAAGUGUAUUUGAGGAUAAGAUAUUUGUUUACUAAAAUGUUUUAUUUACUAAGAGUAGAGGUGAAUUAUGCAUCUUUCUAAGGAAAAGUUCUUUUAAUUUCUGUGUCUAUGAAAAAGAAUUCAUAAUUCAUAAUUCUUAAUUGCCCUCUUUUGAUCCAUAUAAUUCUUUAAAUAAACGAAACAAUACCAAUUCAAAAAGGGGCCUGCUUUGUAUAAAAUUGUCUAACCUAAAAAUUAAGUAGACUUUCUGCAUAUCUAAAAUAUAUUAUUACACAUUCUUGUCUUUAUUCUUCCUUACAAAACAUUUUUAAAUGAAGGAAUGAAAUUUUAAUUGUUUAUGAGAAUAUAACUUUUAAAAAUAUUUCUAGUAGGCCAGGCAUGGUGGCUCAUGCCUGUAAUCCCAGCACUUUGGGAGGCUGAGGCACGUGGAUCACCUGAGGUCAGGAGUUCGAGACCAGUCUGACCAAUAUGGUGAAACCCUGUCUCUACUAAAAAUACAAAAAUUAGCCAGGCAUGGUGGCUGUCGCCUGUAAUCCCAGCUAUUCGGGAGGCUGAGGCAGGAGAAUUGCUUGAACCUGGGAGGCGGGGUUUGCAGUGAGUGCCAAGACUGAGCCACUGCACUGCAGGCUGGGUGACAGAGUGAAACUCCAUCUCAAAAAAAAAAAAAAUUCUAGUAAAAAUGGAAAAAUCCACAAGAAAACCUCUUUUUUUCCUGAUUACUCACUUUUCUUCAUGCCUUUAAUUUUAACCUCAUCUCACACCUUGAUAUUAGAAGAAAGUAAGGCUGAAAGGCAGAUUCAUAAGUUGUAGAUAACAUGAAGACUUCCUUGAAUAAGGAUUUAUUCUUUCGGCUCACAAAGACCAGUCAGUAUUAUUGACAAACAACAGGCAGGAAGAUUUCUCCUAAAAGUCUCAACUAAAGUUAAACCUGGUCCAUUAUGGCAUCAAUCUACCCCUAGAAACUGAUGCAGAGUCUAUUUCCUCCCUGUUUUAACUAGAACUUAGCCAGACUGGAGACAGCAUGGACCCAAAGAGCAUGCAGUCCCACAGAGUUAGGGAAAGGAUGCAUCUUGACCAGCAUUCAUCAUGUGGAUCAGUUAGGAAUUAAGUUCCUGAUUCAAGGUGAGCUCAUAUGGCCGCUCCCUGGUCAUCUAGGACACAAGUUCCUUCUAACUCUUCCCCACCUUCAUUAGUACAGGGCUUCUUUCCUGUGUUGCCACAUGAUCCAAAAUGGUGGUUGUAACUCCAGCAUGAUAUUCACAAGAAGGAAAGAGAGGGAACCAGCACAAGGGUGAGCCUCCCAAGUAGGUCAGCCACUUUUAAAUAGCUUUCCUGCCAGCCCAGUGAAGCAACUCUGCUUACAUCUCAUUGGCCAAUCUCUGCAAGGCAGCAGGGAACAGUCAUCUCUAUGGUUGGUACAUUAUCACUUUCAACAAUAAGGGAUUCUGUCUCACAAAGUGGUGGAAGAAUAUUGGGUAUCUGAAGAGGUAGCCACCCUGGCCAGAAGGUGCUAAACACUAAACAUACAUCAUCUCAUUUUAAUCCUAGUAAUUACUUAUGAGGUAGGUUUAGAGAACUUAUACCUUGUUCCAUGUCUUUCCAACUCCAAAGCACAAGUUUUUAAUCACUGCACUGCACUGCAUCCCCAAUAACUAGCCGUAGGAAAGUGUUUUAAAAGGCAUCACUUGGCGGGGUGCAGUGGCUCACACCUGUAAUCCCACCACUUUGGGAGGCCGAGGCAGGCGGAUCACCUGAGGUCAGGAGUUUGAGACCAGCCUGGCCAACAUGGUGAAACCCCCGUCUCAACUAAAAAUACAAAAAUUAGCCAGGCAUAGUGGCAUGUACCUGUAAUCCCAGCUACUCAGGAGGCUGAGGCAGGAGAAUCACUUGAACCUGGGAGGCGGAGGUUACAGUGAGAUGAGAUCACACCAUUGUACUCCAGCCUUGUCUAAAAAAAAACAACAAAAAAACAAACAAAAAAAAGUUUCAGUCAUUGUCAAGGAUGCCUUAAGGUGAGCAUAGCCUGAGAUAAGAAGUAACAGAGGCUGCAGGCUGAGAUAAGAAGGAACAGAGGCAGUGAAGGCAGGACCCUAGGCCCAGAAGUAAUGGUCUAUCAUGCUGAGAAAAAAGCCAGGGCUUAGAAUAGGGGUGAUAAGUAAAAAGCCUAGUUUUAAAAUCUAAGUGCUGGUAAAGGUUUGGUCACUAGGUGAAAAAAUAAAGUUCCCACUUACUAGAGCUGACAUAAACAGCAUAUGAUCCUCUUUAAGGUUGCAGUGGAGAGGCAUGUCCAGGGACUCUCAAGUUAGAGACAGGUGUGUUUAGUGCUAGAAUUGGAAAGACAUUCAAGCAGACUGGCAUGUUGCCUCUUCACAGCCAUAGUCGUGCUGGCUUGCAGGAUACUCCAGCCUAGAAUGUAUAUAGGAGUGUGGAGAACAGCAAAAUCAGCAUUGCUUGGGAUUCAGCCUGAGCUCAAGUGGCCCACCCCUGGAGGCAUCCAGUGUUCACACUUCCCAAGAGAGAAAACCUGAUUGGAUGGGUGUUUCAGCAGUCUAUUGCUGCUUAAACACCUCAAAACUUAGCAGCUUAAAACAACAACACUCAAUUUAUUUUUCACACAAAUCUGCAAUUUGCAUGAGGCUCAGUGCAAAUGGUUCAACUCUCUCCCACACGGCAUUGGCUGGGCAGUUCAACUGGAUCUGGGGGUCCCACUUUCAGAUGACUCACAUGGCUGGCAAGUUUGUUCUGGCUGUCGGAUAGGAGCCCAGCCAAGCCUGUGGUCCAGCGGCCUUGGCUUUUAUGAUGUGGGCCUCUCCAUAGACUCCUUGGGCUUCUUCACAGCAUGGCAGCUGAGUUCCAAGAGCAAGUGUCCCAAGAGAGCAAAGUAGAAAUGCAUAGUAUUUUUAUAAUUUAGACUCAGAAAUCACAUCACAUCACUUCUGCCAUACUUUAUUGUUUGAGACAGUUACAAAGUCUACCUAGGUUCAAGGUGGAAAGGACAUAAACCCCACUUGUCCUUGGAGGCGUGUCAAAGCCACAUUAUGAGAAGAGCAAGUGGGAUAAGGGAUUUGUUGCAGGCACCGUUGGAAAAUGUGAUCUGCCCAAAUUGGUGUGUCUUCAUGCAAUAUCGAGGAAAUAUAUUAGGUAGUUUCGUGUCAAGGAACAUUGUGGAUAUUUGACCUCCCUGAAUCCCAGUGCCUAUGUGCUCUUUGGCUUGGACAUAGACCCCUGGUCCAGUAGUCUGUAGUAGGUGGUAGAACUAGUUUUACCAACUACAUGAGUCAUGAGCCAUGGGACUGAAUGGGUUGUAGGUGGAUCAGACACAUAGAAAUGUAUGACUACUCUCAAAGCAUGAGGUUAAAAUGGGAGCAGAUUAGACUGAGCACCUUGAGGAUAGGGAUCAGUCUUACUCAUCUCUGUAUCCUGAAAAGUGCUUGGCGCUACUGCACGCUCCAUAAUAACAGAAAAACCAAUUAUUUAAUGAGCUAGGAGUUACAUAUCAUCUUUCCUUAAGUACCUAAUCAGUCUUUAUCAUCAGUGAGUGCAGAACUCAAAUAUGGUAUUGUUCAUCUUCCAUCACCAUUUUCUCCCAAGUUUCCUGGUUUAAUUGCAUUUUCCUCACUUUCCAUCUAAUGGAUCCUGAUGUCAUUCUUUAUCUUUAUUUCAUAUUGUCCUAUUGUGUGUAUUGUAUUGUAUUUUUAGCUACAUUAAAUCCAAUAUGGAAGGAAGCAGAGAACGAUCAUAAUUGAACUAACAAGCAAGUGGAGGUGGAGAGAAAGUGGCCCCAAUUUGGAAGGUGAAGGAAAACUGGGGAUGGAGCCUAACUGAUCAUUAAAAUGCUCGAAGCAGCUCUUUCCAACCCA